This is a messenger RNA of Actinia tenebrosa (Australian red waratah sea anemone), 1207 nucleotides long. RefSeq names its product sacsin-like. Gene Ontology annotation, molecular function: Hsp70 protein binding. The record is from RefSeq and is a predicted model, not a curated record. NCBI's taxonomy places the organism in Eukaryota, Metazoa, Cnidaria, Anthozoa, Actiniaria, Actiniidae.
UUCACUCAUUCUCUGGUAAAACUACCCCCCGGAUUAGCAUGACCGUUAUUUGGCGCUCUCUUACUAUUUUAGGUGACGUCAACCAAAUAGUUAUCCAAGUUAGGUACAAUUAUCUAACUAUUCAACAGUUUGACUGAAUGCACUCUACGACAGGAAAGCAAAUAUUUUAGAGACCGUAUAAAACACAGUCUUAAUGAUUACAGUUUGUUUCUUCCAAACAAAGAUUUUAUCAGGCUGACACUGUCAGAUCUUAUCACUACGUAUGUUGCUAUGCGACAGCUCGUUUAUAUUCGACAACAAAGGUGCCGGCAGUCUUCUAAGCCGUGUAAACCCAUGGAUAUUUGUCCGAUUUGUAGCAAUUCUAUUGUUCAGAUUCCUAUAUUUGAUUGGCUAAUUAGUAGAAAAUUUGUCGGUGGCUUUGGUUGGAGUAGUCGCACUGUAAUACCAAGAAAUUAUGUCAGAAUAUUUUAAUCCGCUGUAAUUCCGGGAAAGCCCUGACUGACAAAAUCUAACCGUGGCGUCAUCGAUUAUAUAUAUAACGAAAGAUUUGAUUGGGCUUUUGUCUAAAUAUUCCUGGAAGAGAGCUUUUUCUAGGAAUCUGCUUCCACAGCAUAUGUGCUGAGGCAGACCUUUCUUUGUGCUUUGCUGAGAUAAGCUGAUUUCAAGGCGUGCGAAUGAAAUGACGAAGAUGUAAAGAUUACAGAGAAUCGCUGAUUGUGACGUGCAGAAUGAGCAAGCGAGUGGAAGGCAGGUCUUAUGGGCAGCGAGUGCCUCCACUGACUAGUGUUAUAAAGAGUAUAUUGGAGAGAUACCCUGAUGGAGGACAAAUACUCAAGGAGAUAAUCCAGAAUGCAGACGAUGCAUCCGCGACGAGCAUCUCAUUCCUCUUGGACUCUCGUGCCAAUCCUUACAGAAGAUCCUCCCUUUACAAUGAAGAACUUGCUAAGUUCCAGGGCCCCGCACUCUACUCAUUCAACAACGCUCUAUUCAAAGAGGAAGACUGGGACGGAUUGCAGAGCCUCAUGGAUAGCAACAAGAAAGAGGAACCUUUGAAGGUCGGGCGUUUUGGCAUAGGGUUCAACUCCAUCUAUCACGUGACAGGUGAGUGACAUAAGAGCAUGCGCAAUCGUAGUAAAUUGGAUCUUCAAUUGACCUAAUUCACUAUGACGUCACUGCUUGUUUAUGUCGGGGAUAGAAUCGCCAAAUC